GGGCCCCCUCCCGCUCCUCCCUCAGCACCUCCCUGGCCCCGCCCACGCUCUCCCACCCAGCCUGGGACUGCGUCAUAAGUAAGCCCAGACCUGAGCUUGCUGCUUGCUGCCUGUGGGAGACUGGGAGACAGUAAGUGCUGCUCAAACAAGCGCGAUCCUCUCCUCUUCCAACCUGCAGCCCAAGAUACUGAUUCGAGCCGCGCCUUACCGCGCAGCCCGAAGAUUCACCAUGGUGAAGAUAGCCUUCAACACCCCCACGGCGGUGCAAAAGGAGGAGGCACGUCAGGAUGUGGAGGCACUCGUCAGCCGCACCGUCCGAGCUCAAAUCCUGACUGGCAAGGAGCUCAGAGUUGUCCCACAGGAGAAAGAUGGCUCAUCUGGGAGAUGUAUGCUUACUCUCCUAGGCCUCUCAUUCAUCUUGGCAGGACUGAUUGUUGGUGGAGCUUGCAUUUACAAGUACUUCAUGCCCAAGAGCACCAUUUACCAUGGUGAGAUGUGCUUCUUUGAUUCUGAGGAUCCUGUCAAUUCCAUUCAUGGAGGAGAGCCAUACUUUCUGCCUGUGACUGAGGAGGCUGAUAUCCGUGAGGAUGACAACAUUGCCAUCAUUGAUGUGCCUGUUCCCAGUUUCUCCGAUAGUGAUCCUGCAGCAAUUAUUCAUGACUUUGAGAAGGGAAUGACUGCUUACCUGGACUUGCUUUUGGGAAACUGUUAUCUGAUGCCCCUCAAUACUUCCAUUGUUAUGACUCCAAAGAAUCUGGUGGAGCUUUUUGGCAAACUGGCAAGUGGCAAGUAUUUGCCUCAUACUUAUGUGGUUCGUGAAGAUCUGGUUGCUGUGGAAGAAAUUCGUGAUGUUAGUAACCUUGGAAUUUUUAUUUACCAACUUUGCAACAACCGAAAAUCCUUCCGCCUUAGACGCAGAGACCUCCUGCUGGGUUUCAACAAGCGUGCCAUUGACAAAUGCUGGAAGAUUAGACACUUCCCCAAUGAAUUUAUUGUUGAAACCAAGAUCUGUCAGGAGUGAAGAGUGACAGAUAAAGAGUAUCCUUGGUAAUAAGAAGUCAGAAACUUACCAUCUGACUUUGAUAUUGAAAUUGAUGGGAUACUCAAGCUAUUUACUCAUACAUUUACUCUAUUGCUUAUACUGGAAAAGGAAAGGGGGGAGAAAACUACUAACCACUGCAAGCGAUUGUCCAAUUCUAGUUCAAUUGACAUUGCUUGCUGUUUUCAACAAGCCAAAUGAUUAUCUUUUCUCUUGAAUUUAUAGGGUUUAGAUUUCUGAAAGCAGCAUGAAUGUGUCAUCUUACCAUCCUGACAAUAAAGCCCAUCAUCUGGUUUUAUUUAAAGCAGGUUCUUGACAAAAUCACUUGGCUAGAGCAUGCUUUAAAUUUAAAAUAUUUGAAAUUUGUUUUUUGACAUUUUUUUGUGUGAAGCAUGUCAAAUCUCUUACCAUUCUUUUGUUUUCUUCUUCAUUGUGUUCAACUCUCCUGAUUUCAGAAGUUACAUUUUUGCAUUUCUAUCAGGUGCUGUGUAACGAAUCUGACUGAUAUGUGAACAAUAUUCAUGAGGAAGCAAUUUUUUACUCAUGUAAUGAUUCUUUCUCACUGAUAUCUGUAUUGUGAAAUCCACAGAACUGUACAGGUGCUGAAUGCUGUAAGGAGUUCUGGUUGUAUGAAUUCUACAACCCUAUAAUAAAGUUUACCAUACUCAA
Messenger RNA from Arvicanthis niloticus (Nile rat), 1708 nucleotides. It is a transcript of the gene Itm2a, whose product is annotated as integral membrane protein 2A. Gene Ontology annotation, cellular component: plasma membrane; extracellular exosome; Golgi apparatus. Gene Ontology annotation, molecular function: amyloid-beta binding. Gene Ontology annotation, biological process: negative regulation of amyloid precursor protein biosynthetic process. NCBI's taxonomy places the organism in Eukaryota, Metazoa, Chordata, Mammalia, Rodentia, Muridae. The record is from RefSeq and is a predicted model, not a curated record.